Molecule: messenger RNA, 1785 nt
Organism: Cuscuta epithymum
Lineage: Eukaryota; Viridiplantae; Streptophyta; Magnoliopsida; Solanales; Convolvulaceae
Source: the annotation of a GenBank genome assembly
CACUCAUCAAAUCUUCAGUCUUCAUCACCAUGAAAGGAUAAGCCAGCUAGGCCCUCCUACUACACACUCUCAUGUUUUCCUGUCCUGUACAUAAGAAAUCUUUCUUGCUUCCAUUUUCUUCUCAUUGGUUCAUAUCACUUGUGCCCUUCCCCCCACCCACCCAACCACUAUCCAUGUGCUCUUUGCCAAACUCAAUAAUAUAUGCUCAAGGGUACCCUUUUGGAAGAAUCUAACAAACCCAAACCUAAAUCCCACUUUAUUUUAUACCCAUUCCUUAGAUUUGGUUUUCCAUGAAGGAAGAAGCAUUGGAGGGGAAGAUGGAAGUAGAGGUUCCUCCAUUGUUUAGGUGCCCAAUAAGCUUGGAUUUGCUUAGGGAUCCAGUGACCCUGUGCACUGGCCAGACCUAUGACAGGUCCAGCAUUGAGAAAUGGCUGGCCUCUGGCAAAUCCACUUGCCCCAUCACAAUGCAGAAGCUCCAUGACCCUUCCUUUGUCCCUAACCACACUCUCCGCCACUUGAUUCAGGACUGGCUCCACCAUGUCUCUCUCACCGAUCUUGAAAUGGUCAAAAACAAGACUGCGCCUAACUCAUCAGCAAGAGAGUUCGAUGGUCACUCAUUGCUGCUCAAUCUCCGGUCCCUGUCCAUCCCCUUGGACCAUAAGGUUGAAAUGCUGGAGGAAAUUAUUGUUUUAGCAGAGGAUCUGCCGUUGAAGAACACUGCUUUGGUGCAAUUAGAUUUUAUCAAUGUGAUUCUUGAUCUGGUUUUCGGGUCAUCAGUGAAUUCAGAAAUGAUAACCAGCAUGAGAUUUGCAGAGCUAGGACUAGUUUGUGCAUUAAAGCUACUACCCUUCUCUGGAUUAGAGCCUAUGAACAUGCUGGCAAAUCAAGAAUCCAAAAUUACCAGCUUUCAAACCUUGUUUGAACUUGGCAGCUCUGUUAUCAAGAAAAGCCUCUGCAAUUUGAUGGAGGCCAUGGCUUCUUCUUCAUCCCCAGAGACAAGAAAGCUAUGUUCUCUUCUGGGAAAAUCUGGUCGGCUUCUCAGACAGCUGAAUGACACUAUCAAUGCCUGCUCUGAAGCCUCAUCCUCAGCCACGAAAGCCGUUUUAGCUCUGUCCUGUCUGGAACAGAUCAGGGAGGCAAUGGUGAGAGAAGGAGCAAUAGAUUCACUCAUAAAAUGCGUUCUUGAGAAUGCCCAGAAGUGCAAAACAAGCUCGGCACCGAUGGCGAUGAGAGCCAUUGAGUUGCUUAUAGAGACAAAGACCGGGAAAGAAGCGGUUCUCGAAAACCCGAAUGGAGUGAAAGCAAUGGUGAAGAUGGUGUUCAGAGUAUCAGAUCAUGGAGGGAGUGAGUCAGCUGUGAGUUGUUUGGUUAUACUCUGUGAGGAUUCAUUCAAGGCCAGAGAAAGAGCCAUAUGCAAUGGAGUUUUGACACAAGUUCUGUUGCUCCUUCAAAGCCAGUGUUCUGGGAGGAUCAAGAUUAGAGCAAGAUUGCUGCUUAAGUUGUUAAGAAGAUGAUGAUUAUCCAUAUUUCACCAAGUCAUGCCCCUCUUUAAUUUAAUACUGAAAGAGAAAAGUGCAGUUGUGUUACCAGAUGUCCUACUAUACUAUCAAAUUAUCAUUUGUGUUGCAUUACUUAAUAUGCAAGUUCAUUGAGUGAGGGGAGAUAUAAUGAUAAAUUUAUUUGAGGUACAUAACGCUUGUGUAAAAUUGACAAUCUCUGGUUUACUUGUAAAUUACUUCAAACAUUUCCAUAAUGAAAUUGCAAGUUCGCUUUUUCCAUGUUUUA